AUAUGACACUUGUGUUCCAGACAUUUGUUUGACUUUACUGUUUCCAGUCGGACAUAUUAAAGGACGGAACCCAAACAGCCACGUAGUAAAAGGCGAAGCUGGUUAGUGCUAUAGUACAUCCUGGAUCUUGAAAGGCACCUGGUUUCGAUUGUUUUGGUGCUUUUCCAAUGAAGACCCAGAAAUAUCAUCUAAAAGCUAUGGACAUUACAAUCUAAUACACUGUUCAAAUGGAGAUGAAUACCGAGCAAUCUCACAGCACUUUGAAAUUCCAAAUGACUGAAAGUGAGCAAAAUUUGAAGCAACAAGGGCUUGAUGGGAAACCAAACACAACUAAAGGGAUUCACAACGGUCCCAUCAGCUCGGAUCUGAUGCCAAAUGGAAAGUCAGAGGGCAUUGGUGCUGCUGCUACUGCUGCUGCUGCUGCUGGGAACUCCCAUGCUAAUGGGUCCCUGUCUCCAAACGCCCUUCCGCUUCGCACCAGCCCCCCGGUCAACACCCAAAGUCAAGAGGGUUCUCCAGGUGUGACUGCUUAUCCACCCAUGAUGCUUGAACCUGAGCAGGCUGUUGCUGAGGUCACGGGUCACACGGGUGAUGCAUUGCAGUCACUCAAACUCAGUAUGCCUAUGCAGGAGACGGAUUUGUCCAACAAGAAGCCUUCAUUGGAGCUGGAGAAUGAGGAAAAGAUUCGUUUGGAGGCUCGUCGGCGCCUGGAAGAGCAGCUGAAACAGUACAGAGUGCAAAGACAUAAGGAGAGGUCCCACCGCAGCACACCAAAAAACAGACCGUUCAGCACCCUGGAUCCAGAGUUAAUGCUGCAUCCUGAGGCUCUUCCCCGGGCCAAUACACUCGCAAUGACCAAGGAGUAUUCUUUCCUGAGGACCAGUGUACCCCGUGGUCCUAAACUUGGGAGCUUAGGAAUUCCCCCCACCAAGGAGAAGAAAUCCAGAUCGUCCCGCACGAGCAAGAUCCAUUCCUUGGCUGACUAUAAAUCUCCAGAGGACGAUGGUGGAGGAGAAGGAGGUGGAAUUAAGACUGCAGACAACACCAUGGGCUCUGUCCAGUCCACUAUCAGUGCAGUAUCUACUCUUUCUGAGGUCAGCGUGAUGUCACAGUCAGGCACGUGCGAGGGAGAAAGGCGGUCUGGUGUUUUGCUGCAGGUGGGGGAAAGUGUCUCUGAGGUUGAUGGUGGUGACUCAGGAGCAAGGCCUGGAAAUGAUGGCAAUGACAGUGACAGCUCAUCCUACAGCAGUGCCUCUACCAGGGGAACCUACACCAUGUUUUCUGCUGCCAUGGACAGGCAGCAGGGGACCUACACGGUUGAGGGGCGGGAGAUUGCGCCGGAGGCCAUGGGUCAGUUUCCCUCCCUGCAUGAAGUUUUGCAAGCAGCCAGUGAUGAGCAGCAUCUUCAGGAGUUGGAGCAAGAAGGCGCCGUAGAACCACGCAGCCGCAGAGACAGCUUCUCCAGCAGUGUCUCUUUGGAGAGUUCUGUAAUGGGCCACGAUGAAAUGCUGCAGGUGUUGAAAGAAAAAAUGAGACUAGAAGGCCAACUGGAAUCUUUAUCAUCUGAGGCCAACCAGGCUCUAAAAGAGAAGACGGAGCUCCAGGCCCAGCUUGCCACCGUGAAUGCUCAGAUGCAAGCUCAAAAGGCAGAGGUUCACUUUAGCCAGGAAAAGCAGAACGUCCUCACAACAGAAGUCAGUACUUUGCGGCAAAGUUGUAGCCAACUAGAAAAGGCAAUGGUGGAGCUCCAAGGCGAUUUGGAGAGCAAAAAUGCCAAUCUGGCAUCGUUAUGCAAUGACCUGAAUGUGGCUGAAGACCAAUACAACAGACUAAUGGGGAAGGUGGAUGAAAUGCAAACGACUCUCGCAUCAAGGGACAACACAGUUCAGGAAAUGCGACUGCAAAUGGGUGGUCUUCAGAACCAACUACAACAGGUCCAGCUGGAGCGUAGCACUCUCCAGAGUCGACUGAAAACCUCCCAGGCAGAGAUUGACUCACUCCAGCAGGUCAGGCAGUGGUACCAGCAACAACUUGGCCUGGCUCAGGAGGCCCGAGUGAGACUGCAAAGUGAAAUGGCUAACAUGCAGGCUGGCAAAAUGACCCAGACUGGCGUUCUGGAACAUCUGAAGCUAGAGAAUGUGACCCUGUCCCACCAACUGACAGAGACUCAACACCGCUCUAUCAAAGAAAAAGAGCGUAUAGCUGUUCAACUGCAGAGUAUUGAGGCUGACAUGAUGACUCAAGAAUCUGCCUACAAGCAGAUCCAGGAUGCCAAGACUAUGGUGGAGGAUGACCUGCAACACAAACUAGAAGAGUUUGAGGAAGAACGGGAGCGCUUAGUAAAAUUGGCCAACACAGCCAGUAACUUGGAAAUGGAACUAGAACAGAUGAAGUUGAACCUUUCUCAGAAGGACAUGCAGCUGCAGGCUCUCCAGAAAGAACAUCUGGAGCUUAUGCGCCAGCUGACCACCACUCAGGAGAACCUGCAUACCAAAGAGCAGUCAAUCAACCAACUGGAGGCUCGAUACCUAGAGCUGGAAGCCCAGCUAACUGAGUUGCAGGCAGAGAGCAAUAGCAAAGAUGACAACAUCCAGUACCUCCAGAAUGAGAAGAUUGUUCUGGAGGUAGCAUUGCAGACGGCCCGAGCCGACAAGAACCAACUUGAUGAAAAUGCUGAACGGCUUGGAGAGGACGUUUUGGUGGUCUCAGAUGUGUUGGAUCAUCUCCAACAGGAAGUGCAGGUCAAAACCAGUCAGAUUGAAAAGCUACAACAAGAAAAUGGUUCCUUGAAAAAACAAGUUCAGAAAUUUAAGGAACAAUUCCAACAACAAAAGGUGAUGGUGGAAGCCUAUCGUCGGGAUGCUAACUCUAAAGACCAGUUGAUCAGUGAGCUUAAGUCUACGAAAAAGCGUCUUCUAGCAGAGGUGAAGGACCUAAAACAAGAGCUUCUGGAUGUACAUGGGGAGAAGCAAAAAGCUGAUUUGGAGCAGGGCCGGUUGCAGAAAGAAGUACUCAGAGUCCAAGAACAGAUCAAUAACAUGGAAAGUCAUCUGGAAGACAUUCAGAGAGAACGCGACCACCUCGAAACACAGAUCCAGUCCUUGCAGUUUGAUCAGAGUCAUCUUGUAGCUGUGACGGAAGAGAAUGAAAGUCUCAGGAAAAGAGUGAAGAAAAUGGAAACAGAAGCCAAAAAAGCAAUCUCGGAGCAAAAAGUGCGUAUGAAGCGGCUGGGGACAGAUUUGACCAGUGCUCAGAAGGAGAUGAAGGCCAAGCACAAGGCAUACGAGAAUGCUGUGAGCAUCCUGAGUAGGAGGCUGCAAGAGGCCCUAACUGACAAGGAGACGACUGAGGCCGAGCUGGUCAAGCUCAAAGCUCAGGUUUCAGAUGGAGGAAACAACCACAUCUUGCAGGAGAAGAUUGAAGCUCUUCAGACUGCACUGCAGGUUGUGGCUAAAAGCAAGGCAAUGUUAGAGAAGGAGCUUGAGGAAGUCAUAUCCCUCACUUCCACGGAGUUAGAGGAGUACCAGGAGAAGGUCAUGGAGUUAGAAGAUGAGCUUCAAGAGUCGCGAUGCUUCAAGAAGAGGAUCCGAAAACUAGAAGAUGCUAACAAGAAGCUCGCUCUUGAGCUGGAACAUGAAAAAGGAAAAUUGGUUGGACUGACACAGUCCCACAGUGCACUGCGCGAACAUGCCAAUAUCUUGGAAUCUGCUUUAGCAAAGCGAGAGGCGGAUCUUGUACAGCUCAACUUGCAGGUUCAAGCUGUUCUGAAACGCAAAGAAGAGGAGGACCAACAAAUGAAGCAGGUGGUGCAAACUCUGCAGCUUGCCUUGGAAAAAGAGAAAACCAAAGUCAAAGAUCUUAAGGAACAGGUGGCAACGGCAAAGGCUGAAGCAGCACACAAUAGGAGACACUACAGGGCUGCCAUGUUGGAACUGUCAGAGAUCAAGAAAGACCUUCAGGCCAAAGAGGACUUGGUCAAAGCUCUGCAACAUGAAGCCCACAAGCUACAAUCUCAGGAUGAGAAGCAUGCUCAGGAGAUCUCCAGUUUCCAAGAGGAGCUGGCUGAAGCCCAUUCCCGCCUCCAAAUCCUCCAGAAACAACUAGAUGAAGAGCUGUCAAACAAGCCCCUCACUAACCAAGAGGUUGAGGACCUUAAGUGGGAGGUGGAACAAAGGCAGAGGGAGAUUGAGGCUCAAAAGCAGCAAUUGGAGAUGAUGGAGGAGUGUCAGCAUAGGGAGCUGGACAACCUGCAGACAGCUUUGCAGAACAUAAAGAUCGAGUUGGAGACCGUCCAGGAGGAGCUGAAUGGUACAAGGAAGGACAAGUUUAUGCUACAAGCUAAAGUGGGUGAGCUGAAGAACAGCAUGAAGACCAUUUUGCUACAAAACCAGCAGCUCAAACAGGACCUCAAACAGAUCCGUCUAAGAAAGCAACGGAUGGAGUUGAAGACUGAAGGGACCCCAUCCAACCCAGUGACGCCGGUAAAGAUCCCUGACUGCCCAGUGCCUGCCUCACUUCUUGAUGAGUUACUGAAACCUUCAACUUCGGUCAACAAAGAGCCGCUCAACAACUUGCACAACUGUUUGCGGCAGCUCAAGGAGGAGAUGGACAGCCUCCAAAAACAGAUGGAGGAGCACACAGUAACAGUGCAUGAGUCAAUGAGCUCAUUGCCAAACACAGAGGAAGGACUGGCUCAACUGGGACUUGAAAACAACAUAUCUAAUGCAUGGAGCCCGCUGAGCAAUACAGUGGUGGAAAAUAACAACGAAGCGGAACAGCAGCAGUCCUAAAAGCAACUUUUUUCAGACCAUGACGACAGUGGAGUUUUAUCCACAAAGGUGUUGUUAAGUCAAUUUUUCCGUUUUUCUUUUAAACAACGGCUGUCAACAUUUGGCAUUUUUCUCCUAUCAUCACAGGUGUGCUUUUGCAGAGUAAAAACGUAAAUCAGAGCUUUUUUCAUUUUGCUCUUUUAUUAUUUGACCUUUGUUUAUACUGUUAUGCCCUUGUGAUAUUUAUUGAGCGUUAAAGAAUUAGAGAUGAACCACACCAUUACAAAUCCUAACCUUAUCAUUUGUUGAAUCGGAUGGAGCAUUUAUCCAGGCACGUUUAAUAUAAUAAUAUAAGCUGUUCAGGUUUUCGGUAUGCUUCACCUUCAAAUUUGUAAUUAGUAGCUUUGAUGAUUGAUUGACCAUAUGUAAAAAGAUGUAAGCCACACUGGCUAAGACAUGUUCUUCCAUAUCUUUGUGCCUGUACUUGGCUGAUGUCAUUCAUUCAGGAUUUAAUUAACAUAGUUACGCGAGUCCUUGACAGGUAAGUGUCUUGUCAUAAGGUCAUGCACACUAAACUUUUUUAUUGCCUUUGUUAAAAUGCAGUAGGUCUUCAUUUUUAUUGUAACCAUUUGACCGCAGGUUCUUGGAGUCUCGGUUAUGUAUGAAGGGGUCUUGUCGAGCAUGAACUGUCAUAAUUUGUGUGUGUGGGUAUUUACAUAAUCUUACUAUACUGUCAUGGAAUCUGGUUAAAUUAGUAUCUUAUUUUGCUGAGGGUAUGUGCAAGAUGUAAUAUAUUUUCAGUGUGUAAAUCUGAAAGUAUGCAGGGCACUUUUAACCGACAGCAUGCCCAUUGAUAAAAAUGUAACUGAAAGAAAGCAAGUAAUGUUGCAACAUAGUUACCACUAAAGGCAGGUGUCUCCAUGUUAUUUUAUUUGUAUACUGUACAUGUUGAUGGAAGGUGACUACAGUAUCACAUACUAAUCUUGUGUGAAUACUGGGUUAAUUGUUUCCAGACGUUAAUAUAUUUUUUUCUUUUUGUAUGAUUGUAAAUUGAUCAUAAAUGUUCAAUAUUGUAAAGGAAAUACAAGUUACGGGAAACAAUGUUUCCUGGCAUUUUAUCCUAUUUCUAAUACUAACCGUGUUAGAAUUCUGCAGUAGUUUAUGCUGCCACACAAUGGGGGAGGGUUAUGUUCCUGUAGUUGGUGGGUAAGUACUUUAAGAUGUUCUUUCUGUAUGCUUGUUUAAUUGAAAGGGAAUGGCUCAAAAUUCAACACAACUACUGUUUUGAAUCUUUCAAACUUACUAAUUUUUCUAUAAAAAUUACUGAGACUGUC
Molecule: messenger RNA, 6103 nt
Organism: Syngnathus acus (greater pipefish)
Lineage: Eukaryota; Metazoa; Chordata; Actinopteri; Syngnathiformes; Syngnathidae
Gene: golga3
Product: golgin A3
Exons: 24
Coding region: 228-4790 (1520 amino acids)
Source: RefSeq, a predicted model, not a curated record